This is a messenger RNA of Peromyscus maniculatus bairdii (prairie deer mouse), 1991 nucleotides long. It is a transcript of the gene Ccdc181, whose product is annotated as coiled-coil domain containing 181. Gene Ontology annotation, molecular function: microtubule binding. The record is from RefSeq and is a predicted model, not a curated record. Lineage: Eukaryota; Metazoa; Chordata; Mammalia; Rodentia; Cricetidae.
CAGUAGUGGGAUGCCCGGAUGAAGACCGCAGAGACGCGCCGUUGCCAUGGCAGCCGGGUGCUGGCUGCAGCAGGAGCCGGCCCGGGGGUGUCACCCUUGCCUUGUUGUCAGAGCUUAGAAAAGGAGAGGAGAGCUCCCGUGGCUUUCUCUGUGCCCCCAACUGCUGCAUCUUCUACAGGCAGGAGGGGACUUGGCGGAAGAGGAGGGCAGGACGACUCAGAUUCUGGUGGGAGGAUCGAGGAGAAGAUAAACGUCUGGGCUAGCAUUAUCCACUGACAAGUGGAAAAAUGAAUGAAAGUAAAGUUAUUGAUUCAAAAGAAAGUGGGGAGUAUGAAGAUGACUUUGAAAAGGACCUGGAGUGGCUGAUCAAUGAUAAAGAAAAAAGUAAUGGCAGCAUAAUAGAGAUGGCUUGCAAGAGGGAAGACGAUCUUGACCUGGAGUUGAAAGAAAAUGAACCAGAAACAGAACACAACCAAGAGCUCUCGGAUCCAGACAAACCUGUGAAGGACGAGGCCUCGCCCAGAAGAAAUGACUUCAUUUCCGUCCCAAGUAUUCAGCCGCUGGAUCCCAUAUCGGACUCUGACAGUGAGAACUCCUUCCAGGACUUCAAAGCAGAAAACCAGAGAGACCUGGAGGAAGAAGAGGAUGAGGAAGUCAGGAGAUAUAUUAUGGAGAAAAUUAUAGAGGCUAACAAAAUCCUACAGAAUCAAGAGCCCGUGAAUGACAAAAGGGAGCGGAAACUUAAGUUCAAAGACAAACUAGUUGAUUUAGAAGUCCCGCCGUUAGAAGACAGUGAUACUUGUAAAGCUUUCUUAGAGAAUGAAAAUAAUAUGUCUGGAAAACUGUCCCAGUUGUGCAUUUCUGGUGAACCAGGACAAGAGAAUGUGGUCCUGUCGGUUACUGACGGCAGCUGUGAAGAGAACGACAGAAAGAUACUGGUAGAGAGAGACGGGAAGUUUGAACUUAUGAAUUUGCAAGACAUUGAGAGUCAGGGCUUUCUGCCCCCCAUUAAUAGUGCUAAUAAUACAGAAAAUGAAUCCUCACAGUUGCCGCUCAGGUCUCCCACCCCGACUGUUGGUGGUGUCAAGAAAGAAGAGCCUGUGGCAAAGGUUCAUACUCUCUCUCCACCAGGAGAGCUAUUGGCGCAAGUCCCUCAGCAGCCUCCCAACCUCAAGACUCGUCCAAGUUCUGCUGCCAACCCAGAGCUAAAUAAAAAAAGCAGGAGAUCUAAUCACAGGAUACAGUCUGCAGGUGUCUCUCCAGUGACCUCAACGUAUUGUCUUUCGCCACGACAGAAAGAACUCCAAAAACAGCUCGAACGGAAGAGAGAAAAGCUAAAGAGGGAGGAAGAACAGCGCAAACUAGAGGAAGAGAACGAGAAGAAAAAGGAGAACGAGGUGGUGUUUAAAGCGUGGCUGCAGAAGAAAAGAGAGCAGGUCAUAGAAAUGCGGCGAGUUCAGCGAGCAAAGCAGAUCGAGGACAUGAACAGCAGACAGGUGAACAGAGACCCUCAACAAGCUUUUCGAUUAUGGCUUAAGAAAAAGCAUGAGGAGCAGAUGAAAGAAAGGAAGACGGAGGAGCUCCGGAAGCAAGAAGAGUGUCUGUUCUUCCUGAGAGGAACGGAGGGCCGCGAUAGGGCCUUUAGACAAUGGCUCAGAAGAAAACAGAUAGAGAAAAUCGCAGAGCAACAGGCUGUCAAGGAGAGAGCCAGGCAGCUCCGACUAGAAGCACGGCGUUCCAAACAGCUGCAGAACAACCUGUACAACAUGCCAGAUGCCAAAUCCUUCCGCUUCACCGACCACUAUAACUGAAGUUGUCCGGGAAAGCCUUCACUUGAAGAUGCUGUCACCAGAGUUUUGGAUGUCAUUUCCGAUGGACCCAGUGUCUUGAUAAUACUAAAUUAUGGAGUGGGAUUUGUCUUUUGGUAAUGCUGACGGUGAAUCUAUAUUGUCUUCACACUAACACAAAAUAAACGUCUCUCAUGGUGUUGA